Molecule: messenger RNA, 3334 nt
Organism: Dicentrarchus labrax (European seabass)
Lineage: Eukaryota; Metazoa; Chordata; Actinopteri; Moronidae
Gene: nedd1
Product: NEDD1 gamma-tubulin ring complex targeting factor
Exons: 16
Coding region: 140-2128 (662 amino acids)
Biological process (GO): microtubule nucleation; mitotic cell cycle
Cellular component (GO): centriole; spindle pole; ciliary basal body
Molecular function (GO): gamma-tubulin binding
Source: RefSeq, a predicted model, not a curated record
CAAACAGGAAAAAGAAGAAGAAGUCGUGUUUGUCCCUCCCGGGUCUCCGUAGUGGCGGUUUUUAUUGGCUGCAGUCACAAAACAAAACAAAACAUCUUCACCAACUUCAUUAAGUUUCUCUCUCUGGCUGUUCGUUGCCAUGGAGGAGAUGACCCGCCUGGUGUCGACAGGAGACUGUGUGAAGAUCUGGGAUGCGGUUUCCAUGGCACCGCUGGAGCAGUUUAACCCACACAGCAGCAGCCACCCUGUAGCACAGGCCUGCUGGAGCUCCAACAACCAGUACCUGGUCAGUUCCAGCAGCAGCGGAGACAAACUGGUGGUUUCCAGCCUCAAAUCGACUCCGGUUCCAGUGGUGGAACUGGCCGACGGGAAAAAACAAACCCGUGUGUGUCUGAGUUCGUCAUCUCAGUUUCUGGUCAGUGGAGGUCUGGAUCACAGCGUUAACAUCUGGGACCUGAAGACCAAGAGACUGCACCGCUCCCUCAAGGACCAUAAAGAGGAGGUGACCUGUGUGUCCUUUAAUGCCAACGACAGCUACAUCGCCUCCGGUUCCACCAGCGGAGAUCUGGUCCUCCACAGUCUGACCACCAACCUGUCCAGCAAAGCAUUCGGCCACGGCAGCAACCAGCCCAUCCAUGACCUGAGGCUGUCCGGGUUAAAGCGCUCCCUGCUGGGCAGCGUGUCCGACAGCGGCACCGUGGUCCUGUGGGACUCCAACACCCAGAAGGAGAUCCACGUGUUUGACAGCGCCCAUAAAGCCCCCGGCUCCGGCCUCGCCUUCUCCCCCGCCAGCGAGCUGCUGGUGGUCAGCGUCGGCCUGGACAAGAAGAUCGUCUGCUACGACACGGCCAGCAAGAUUGUCCUCAGGUCCAUCCGGGUGGACGCUCCACUGACCUCCGUAGACUUCACUCUGGACGGUACCGGUCUGGUAGUGGGAUCCACUCAGGGGAAGAUCUACCAGUACGACCUGAGGAACUCCAGCGCCCCCACCAGGAUCACUGUGGCACAUAAAACCUCGGUCACCUGCCUGCGCUUCCAGAGCAACACCAGCAAACACAAGUCCAGUAAACUGGGCUCCACUAAGAUCGGCAGCACUAAGAGAUCCUCAACCAAGCUGUCAAACAUCCAGCCAGACCCCGCCCCCAGCACAGGCCCCGCCCCCCACAGACAGAUGACAGGUACAGGGGGCGCUGGUGCUGAGCUGAUGUCCCGGGAGGCUGAAGGCCAGCAGGGGACGGAGCAGCUUCCUGUUGUGGAGAAGUUCAGCAGCGUCGGACGAAACAGUCUGGACGUCUUCUCUCCUGCUCGGGAAGACUCUAGGACCCAGGGGACGUCUGGAGACACACCGUUUGGAAGAACACACGUUUCCAGUUUGGAGAUGCUGUCCAGAGAAGGGGAGGGUCAGCAGGUCAUAGGUCGGGCCAGUCUGGACAUCUUCUCCCCGGUCAGAGAAGACUCUCAUUCAGGUGCCAACUCGCACCGUAAGACCCCCCUGGGAACGCCCCUGGUAGCCUCUGCAGGGCGAUGCUACAGCCCGCUGUCCGUCUUCCAGACUCCUCCCCCAAUCAAAGAGGAGGAGCCAAUCCCUGCCGCAGCAGCUGAACCAUGUGACUCCAGAAAGUCGGACAAGGCCAGCAGCUCCAGUGUGGAGGGCGAGGCUCAGACUCCGCCCACAUCCUCCCAGCAGACCAAUCACAGUCAGCCGGCCCCGCCCUUCUUCACUCCAGAACCCGGCCUUAGGAGAGCCAACGGUAUUCAGACCCAGCUGAGCUAUGACUCCCCUUUACAGGGAGCUCCAGCCGCCACCUCAGCAGGUUCGGCUCUGUCGGCGGCCGUUUCCUCCUCUCUCUCCCAGAACAUCGCAGACGUGGUCGGACAGGCAGGAGCUGCUCCUCUCACCUCCCUGCAGAUCCACUUCAUCCAGAACAUGAUCCACGAGACUCUGGAGGACUUCAGGGACACCUGUCACAGAGACAUCGUCAACCUGCAGGUCGAGAUGGUCCGACAGUUUUACAUCCAGCUGAACGAGAUCCACGGUCUGAUUGAGAAAUACUCUGUGAACGAGUCUCUGGUGGAGGAGAUCGAGAAGCUGAAAGAGGAGAAUCGCAGGCUGAAGACCAACUACUGACCCUCCGAUCCACAACGGUUCUGUAACUGUCCCACCGAGUCGAGCCUCCCCCAGACCGCGUCGCCUCCCUCACUGAGGUCAGAGAGGGUUCUGGUCCCGGGUUUGGGAUGUGGUUUGAACUCUGUCAGAAUAGAGCAAGAGCAGAGGAAGCUGCCUCCCUGUUGGACUCUGCUGCCUGCUGGUUGAGGACUCUGUCCCCCCCCCCCCCUUCAGUCUGCGGAGGUGCAGCGUGAGCGCCGCAGCGUGAGCGCCGCAGCGUGAGCGCCGUGUUCUGUAGCUGAAGAACAAACAGACGGUGUAAUAAAACAUCCGUCUGAUCCUUCAGACAGAUGUUUUAUUACAUCAGCAGCCGGUUGCUUCCUGUGUGCCUCCAUCGUUUUUAAAGAAUAAAAAAGAUUCAAAUUGAAAAUAAAACAAGAACUCGUGUUUUAUUUAAAAAGAUUUCAUCUGAAACACAAAGCAGGAAAAAAUCUACUGCUGGAAAUUCAUCCGAAUCUCAAACAAACAAACUCAAUCUGGGAAUUUAGAGGUUUUCCGGUCAUGGAAACACCUGGAAAUGUUUUGUAUUUCAGCCCCUCACUCAGAUGUUUACUGGGCUGUUGGAAGGAUAAAGACUUCAGAGUGGGUUUAUCUGACUGCAGUGAUCUUUCAGCAUCCAUUCUCCAUGCAGACAUUAAUCUAUUAAUAAUCAGAUUUCUUGUUCCCUAGGUUGAUCAAUACUUCCAUCACCUGAACCUGCAGCUCAGUGCUGUCCUAUAUUGUCAACAAUACCUGGAACUUCCUGCAGUUAUUGUGUUCACAGUUGUUCUUUACUGUUGAUUAUAAUCUUUUAAAACACAUGAAACAAAUUCAGCAAGAAAUUCAAUGCUGCUCUCUAAGCAGUUGUGCGCAUGUACGGAAGCGUUUGUUCUCCGUUUUGGGGGAUUACUAUCUGCGUGUGCUGCUCUUUGGUUGUUUACUUUCUGAGCUCGUUAGAAAACGUUAAAAUAUAAAAUGAGCGUUUAACGUUGACGUUGUUAAGUUUUAUACAAACGGAGUUUUAGUUGUUUUGAAGUUCUCCAACCCGCCGUUAGCACUGUUAGCUUGCUAGCUAACUGAGCGGGUCACAAAGUGAACUUUGUCCCACAGUUGGAGCAGCUGCUGCGGAGAGCAGAGGUCAGUCCCACAGGUAAGACAGCAGCUGCUGCGGAGAGCAGAGGUCAGUCC